CGUUCGUGAAGUGGAGAAGGUAAAGGUCACCAAGCGGCAAGAUGGCGGAUAAAGGGAUCCCCAAGCGUAUUAAGUUCCUCUUUGGGGGAAGCGCGGGCAUGCUGGCAACAUGCUUUGUGCAACCCUUGGAUGUGGUGAAGAACAGAUUGCAAUUAAGUGGAGAAGGAGGGGCGCCUAGGCUCUACAACAGUUCCUUUGAUGCCAUCAGGGCCAUCCAUGUUAAGGAAGGACUUAAUGGCUUGUUUGCUGGUCUUUCAGCAGGGUUGCUAAGGCAGGCAACAUACACUACUACCAGACUUGGGAUCUAUACAAGUCUUUUGGAGAGGGUCAGGGCUAGGAACCAGGGGGAGAAUCCUAAUUUUGCUUCUUUGUUGGCUAUUGGUCUUGUUGCUGGUGGUUGUGGGGCAGUUGUUGGUACCCCCGCUGAGAUUUCCCUCAUACGAAUGUGUGCUGAUGGCAGGUUACCAAAAGAACAACAGAGAGGGUACACCAAUGUGUUUAAUGCUUUGUCAAGAAUAACGAAAGAAGAGGGAAUUGCCACAUUGUGGAGGGGUUGCCUCCCCACAGUUGGCCGUGCUAUGGUGGUGAAUGCUGCACAACUGGGCACGUACUCCCAGGCAAAACAGAUGCUUCUCAAAUCAGGUUAUUUCCGUGAUAAUCUUUUCUGUCACUUUAAUGCCAGUAUGAUCAGUGGUCUGGUAACAACCAUUGCCUCCAUGCCAGUGGAUAUUGUGAAAACCAGGUUACAAAAUAUGAAAGUCGUAAGUGGAGUGCCAGAAUACUCUGGUGCCAUGAACUGCUUCACACGCGUGGUCAAGGUAGAAGGCGUGUUCAGUCUAUGGAAGGGGUUCUUACCGUACUAUUUCCGCCUUGGUCCUCAUACGGUGCUCACCUUCAUCUUCCUGGAAUUUUUUAUCAAGACCUACAAGAAGACUGCUGGCAUCGAAGGCUCAUCAGGUGGUCUCUGACAAGGGUUCCUCUUAAGAUCCAGGAAGGGAGUCCCAGAAUUACAAAACAUAGGUUUAUGUCGGAUUCAUUGCAGAGCAGAGAAUUACAACAUUACAACUAUCACACAGGUUGCUGUUAAUAUAAACUGUUAGUCCUUAAAUAUUUUUGGUCUUAUUCAGUUCAGGAUAAGGUUGCAGUUGUCUACUAAAACAGAAUGGAGAAUAUUUAUUUUAUUUAGAACAGAAACUAUUUCAUUCUUGUUAUCACAAGGGUGCUUUUUCUUUCUUCCUUUUUUCUUUUUUUUUUUCUUUUUCUUGAGACAGGACCAUGGUCACAUUUUUGUUCUUUACAAAGUUACAAUAUUGCAUAGACUCUUAACUUCUAUCCAUUUCAUAUAGACCGUUUCAAUGAAGGUGGCAUUUGCAGGUCCAGACCAAGAUGUGCUCACUAUACCUAGCCAUCUGUAAUGGGCAAAAGGGACCGUAAGCCCCCUUUACACUGCACUAUACCUAGCCAUCUGUAAUGGGCAAAAGGGACCGUAAGCCCCCUUUACACUGGAAGGCGUUCUUUCUGCACCAUUAGAGAGUGAAAAAAUAAUAACCAUUAACAUGCCGACAACUGACUGAGCAUUGAGCAUUCAUUCUGCAACCAAAGUGAUGCUUGUGCCUUCUUUCUACGCCAGUUUCAUGGUCACGCAAGGAAGGACGUUGUCCAGUGUAAAGAGGGUUUUAGAAACUUGUGCAGUUUUGAAAUCCUGUGUCUUGCCUAGAAAUGUCUUUAGUAUUGUUGUGCAAUGUUUUUUUUUUUUUUAAGAAAUCUAGCUAAGCUUGGUGUAAAGUAUUAAUGACACAAUUUGCUUCAUAUUAAUGCUACACCUUUAAAUGUCACAAACCUGUUUUUGGGACCUGUACUUUGGUUUAGUCAAAUAUAUAUCAUAUAAUUUUAUGUGUAAAUUAAUAUUGUUUAAACACAAAGUACUUUAAAAUUACUCUCUCAUUCACGGCACAUUUUUUCUUAAUUAUUUUGACAGAUAGCUGUGAGAUUUAUACUACUAUACAUAUUUUUGCCAUAUUGUCAACAGAUCUGAAGAAAGAAAAAUUCCUUUGAUAAUAUCCGUCAGUUUUAUUCAGAACUGUCUUUUUGUGCAAGGUUGUGCAAGAUUUCACAAGUGCAUAGGAUCCUAUUGGGGGGUGGGGGGGGGGGGUGACCAUAUGCAAAAAUUGUCCAUAUUGAUCAUGUUUGGUCUUUUUGAUACCUCUGCAAGGACUUAUUGGUGGGUAAACAAUUGCUUUUUUUUAAAUUACCUUCAGCAUACCAGUUUAGAUACAAGGAUACCAUUAAAUACAGUGCUUUAGAAGUAACUUGAUGUACAAAAAUGGAUUCCUUUUCAUUACUGAACAUAUAACUGAAAGAGUGGGACACAAUAUUGGUGGUGCGAUGACCAAGACAUUAAAUUUUUCUCUGCAACUUACUGUUGAUAGAAACAAUUUGCCACAAAAAAAGAAAGUGAAAUAAUUGAAUUAUUAUAUUUUAUUGUGAAUUUCAGAAUUUGUUAAUAUUCAGUAUAACAGUUAUUCAACUUAAAGUUUGUAAUGUAACUGUAGAGGCUUGGAUGUAUGUGUGGCGCAUUUUUUUUUCACUUUAUGUGUGUUAUGGUAUGUUUUUCCCCUCACUGUUAAAGAAUUAAAAAAAGAACACUGAUACAAAGUAUUUGGCAUUAUUUAAUUCACUCUCUUUGAAAACCGAGCACCAUUCCUGCCAUGCUAGUCAGGAUCAUGCAGCAAAUGAAUGUAAUUUUGAUAAAGAUUAAUUUUUUCUAUGGAUUUUAACCAUUGUCUACUAUGUUGACAAAUGUCAUUAUAACUUUUUCAAUUUAUAGAGGUUACAGUUUCUACUAACUUAAUUUCGAACUUGAUAUCAGAUUGUUACUAUCACGGUAACUGAAAAAA
This is a messenger RNA of Lingula anatina, 2897 nucleotides long. RefSeq names its product mitochondrial 2-oxoglutarate/malate carrier protein. Lineage: Eukaryota; Metazoa; Brachiopoda; Lingulata; Lingulida; Lingulidae. The record is from RefSeq and is a predicted model, not a curated record.